AUGGAGUAUGUCAGCCCAGAAGGACUUCGCUUGGAUGGUCGCCGACCUAUGGAAAUGAGACAAAUUCGAGCGGAGAUUGGUGGUGUAUCAAAAGCAGAUGGAUCGGCCGUUUUUGAGAUGGGUAAUACCAAAGUGAUUGCUGCUGUAUAUGGGCCUAGAGAGGUUCAAAAUAGGAGCCAACAACUGAGUGACCAGGCUCUGGUUAGAUGUGAAUACAGCAUGGCUAAUUUUAGCACUGGUGAUCGCAUGAGGAAACCGAAGGGUGACAGGAGAUCAACUGAAAUUUCUUUGGUUAUUCGACAAACCAUGGAAGAAUGCAUAUUAACACAUUUAAUGCCCCGUUCCCAGAUAGAUAUUUAUGUCCAAGUUCUUCAAGCUGAUGGAGGAACUAGGUCUGCUUGUAUAAAUGCUGCAACUUUGGCCCUAGCUGAUGCUGGGAUCCCCAUGCGCGAUCUUGUAACUUCCUGUGCUGCUGGAUACCUCAAUAGCACCCCUCUACUCGAUUUAAACUAUGUAGAAGACAGUGCUGGGGGUCCUGAUGUAACUGUAGGAAUUCUGCCAAAGUUGGAUAAAGUGACGCUUCUUCAGAUGGAUUCUAAACUACCAAUUGACAUUUUGGAAAAUGUUAUGCAAUUGGCUUCGGAAGGCUGCAAAGCAAUUGCAAACUACAUGCGAGAAAUUUUGCUGGAGAACACAAAGGAACUUGAGUAUCGACGGGGUUCAUAG
Molecule: messenger RNA, 726 nt
Organism: Lathyrus sativus (Indian pea)
Lineage: Eukaryota; Viridiplantae; Streptophyta; Magnoliopsida; Fabales; Fabaceae
Source: the annotation of a GenBank genome assembly